This is a messenger RNA of Closterium sp. NIES-67, 4891 nucleotides long. Lineage: Eukaryota; Viridiplantae; Streptophyta; Zygnematophyceae; Desmidiales; Closteriaceae. The record is from the annotation of a GenBank genome assembly.
GCUUUUCGAAGGUCGCGAGUUUUCUGGGCGUCAUAACGAAGUGCUGCAGAAAUUUCCAAGGAGCCAUUGAAUCAUCUGCUUAUAGCCUUCUCUAACCAACAAGUGGUAUCAGAGCCCAUUAUCACGCAUUUGGGACCUAAAAUACGAUGGGAGAUAAGGAGGACUCUGGUGGAGGUGAUACUUCAGUCCAAGGAGGCAGCUCAACCCAAGAUUCUGGCAUUGCAGCGCAAAGAGGAGCGCAUAGAAGCCAGGGGUCACUGCUUAAGGAGGUGCUGAAGAGCUUCACCAUUGAGAAGUUCUCUGGAGAUGGCUAUGACGAUUGGGCAUGGAAGAUGCAGCUCUACUUUCGACAAAUUGGCCUCUUGAAGCUCAUGAUUGGAACGGAGCCAAGGCCAAAGGAAAUGGCAGAGCAAGCGGACUGGGAUGAACGUUCAUCUGCUGGGUAUUAUCUACUGUCACACAGCUUGGAGCUGAACCAGAGGCAUCACAUCAUGCAUCUGCUACCGGAAAUUGAUUGUGGGCCCAAGGCAUGGGCAGUGCUCAAGGACCUGCACGCUCCGACAUCGGUUGCGGCUUCUCUCAUGCUGGAUGGGGAGCUGUCCAUGCUGCGGUUGAGCGAGAAUGAACCUGUGCAGCCCGUACUGGACAAGAUGAGGGAACUCUACGCGAAAUUGGCGAUUGCAGGCAUCACGUAUCCUGAGCAGACUAAGUGUCUCAAGAUGCUCAGCCUGGUGCCCGAGUCUUGGCUGCAAUUUAUAAGCGGACUCAGCUUGCCACAAAACCAAAGUCAAUGGACAUUGGACUGGAUUCGCACCAAGAUUCUGGAAGAAGAUUUUCGUCGCUAUACACUGCGCGGAGGUGAUGACAGCACCAGCGGCUAUGCCAUGCAAGGGACAUGGAGGGAUCAAGGGCGUGGCAAUCGCGGUCGCUCCUACUACAACCAAGCAUCCGGACAUGCAGUGAAGGUCGCUGGAGUUGGUCGAGCUGCAUUCAGAGCACCUGAUGGUGGACUGGUCGUGCUUAAGGACGUGUUACUCGUACCGGGGCUGAAGGCCAAUCUGAUAUCGCUGCGCAAGCUAGGCCAGGCCGGAGUCAGCACCACCACCAAUGGAUCCAAAACAUUCAAGGGGCUGCGAGGAGAUCGUGUGUUAUGGGAUUUACACGAAAGCAGAGAUGUCUUCAGAUCCAUGUGGCAGAUCCCUGCACUGAUAUGGGAAUCAACAAAGAAGGAAUUGGGAGAAGUAAAGGCUGGAUCUGGAGUCCAGGGGGAGUGCAAUGCAGUUAGUGCUGCAGGAGUGACGGUUUCUGCAAGGUCGGGGGAGACUGAUUGGGAAACCGCACACAGGCGUCUAGGGCAUGUGGCUAUGCCAUUGCUGCAGCAACUGCAUAAGGAAGAAGCAGUAAAGGGGCUGAAGCUUUCUGGGCAACCAAAUGAUACCAAGUGCGUGACGUGUCUGCUGAGCAAGUUCACACGGUUCCCCUUUUACGACAUAGCUGGGAAAAGCAAGGCAGCACUGGAACUGGUGCAUAUGGACCUGGUAGGACCUUUUCCAUUUCGAGGAAGUAAGGGGGAAAGGUACUUCCUGACAAUAGUUGAUGACUGGAGUCGGCUGAUGUGGGCAUACCCGUUGAAGCAGAAGGAUCAUGCUGCCUCAACAAUACGAGAUGACUGGCUGCCGUUCGUCGAGCGACAAUCUGGGCACCCAUGCAAGAGCAUCAGAACCGACCGAGGUGGAGAGUUUCUAGGAGGAGAUCUGACUGCGUGGCUCAAGAAACAAGGCAUUGAGCAUCAGCUAACGACGUCCUAUACCCCUCAGUCAAAUGGCGUUGCUGAGAGGGCUAAUAGGACCAUCCUGGAAACUGCGCGAGCGCUGCUGAUCGAAUCAGGGCUGGGGAACUCCAUGUGGCCUCAUGCGGUGAGGCAUGCUACAGUGGCAAGGAACCGCGUACUCACAAAGGUGGCUGAUGAUAUGUGGGUGCCGCUGGAGAGGUGGCUUGGAAAGAAGCCUCCAGUGGACAUGCUCAGAGUGUUCGGAUGCAUGGCAGUGGCGCAUGUCCCUAAACCGUACAGGACAAAGCUUGGAGCAUCUGCACUGUGGUGUGUGCACCUUGGACUUGCGGCAGAGAGCAAGGGGUGGCUACUCCGGGAGCCCUCGAAGAAUGUGCUGUUUGACAGUCGGGAUGUCAAAUUUGUGGAGAACAUCAUGUAUGGCAAGUGGGAGAAGCAGCCGGAGGCAAGGGUCACCCAGCAGCUGGAAGAGAUCACUAUGCACUUCGAUUUGUCCGAACCUGAGGACAGCGAAGUCACUGCGCCAACGGCAAGCGGUACUGAUGAAGGAAGCAAUGAGGAUAUUGCAGCUGAUGCUGAAGUCAAGGAUCCGGAGCAGCAGCAGCAAGAGGCUUCCAAAACACCAAGUCUGCCAAAGCGAAGGAAACAGAUUGGUGGGGGGACAAAGGAUUGGGUGAAGGUGAAAGAAUGGGUAAAUCCAACCAUCUACCCUGCACGUACCAGAAUGGCAACGAGAAAGCUGCUGAGCUCUACAAGUGGAGGAGCCACAACUGAGCAGCAGGAACAGGCUCAAGGCGAAGAUGCAGUGCUGUUCUUGGGUGAUGACCAAGAGUCAGAUGACGAGGAGCCUGCAUACUGCUUUUACGCACCAAUACAACCUCCGAGCAUGGAUCAUGCGCUAGCCGAGCCUCAACGGGGGAAGUGGCUCGUUUCAAGAGAUGCAGAGUACAACAGCCAGAUGGAGAAUCACACAUGGGACCUGGUGUACUUGCCAAAUGGGAAGAAGGCAAUACAGUGCAAGUGGCUGGCAAAAAUCAAGACGGAUGAGAAAGGAGAGCCAUCAGUUUACAAGAGCAGGCUGGUGGCAAAGGGGUUUCAGCAGAAAGAGAAAGAAGAUUACAAAGAAGUGUUUGCCCCAACUGCUAAGUCUCCAACGCUGCGUGUGCUGCUGGCGGUAGCUGCUGUGCGCAAAUGGAAGGUGAAGCAGAUGGACAUCGUAACCGCUUUUCUGUACGGCAUUGUGGAAGAGGAGGUGUACAUGGUUCAACCACCUGGCUAUGAGGAUGGAACCGGUCGUGUCUGCAAACUUAACAAGGCCAUCUAUGGCUUGAAACAGGCCCCGAGAUGCUGGUACAACAGGCUGGCCAGUGCACUGGAAGGGAUUGGAUUCCGUGCGAGUGCAUGCGACGAGAGCCUAUUCCUGAUGGGCGAGGGGGAGUCGCUUGUGCUUCUGCUGGUGUACGUGGAUGACAUCCUGCUCUUCAGCAGCAGUGACAAGGAGAUCGAUGGGGUGCAGCGGAAGCUCACAGAGCAGUUCAAGUGCAAGUCACUUGGAAAGGCAAGGUACUACCUGGGAAUGCACAUUGAGCGGGAUACUGAACGUGGCUGGCUCAAGCUGCAUCAGGGACAGUACAUCAAUACCUUGGCUGAGAAGUACUCUCUGCAGGAAGAACGGGAAGUGGUCACACCUUUGCCUUCCGAGUUCAAACUCAUAAAGGCAGCUGAAGGAGAAGGAGUUGAGAGUGAAGACCAGAGGCAAUUCCAAUCCAUGGUCGGGAGCCUACUCUACGCUGCUGUGCAUACUCGGCCUGACAUCAGCUUUGCUGUGGGACAGCUGGCUCGAGUAGUGCAAAAUCCAACAGAAGAGCAGUGUGGUGCAGCGGAGAGAGUGGUGCGCUACCUCAAGUCAUACCCUACAGUGGGAGUACAGUAUUCAGCCUCUGCUCAACUCAGGCAAAAAGGAGUUGAAGUCCUUCAAGAGAAGGGGGAGCAGCUCGGAGAAGGAAAGGUGUUCCUUUCCUGUUUUGCUGAUGCCACGUGGGCUUCUGAGCAUGAGGAUUCAUCAUCAGUUGGUGGAUACAUCUGCAUGGUGGGAGGUGGGCCUGUAAGUUGGAGGUCCAAGAAGCAGUCUGAAACGGCACUAUCUUCAGUGGAAUCUGAGUACAUGGCAAUGUUUCAUGCGGCAAAAGAAAUCAUUUGGCUAAGGAGGCUCUUGAAGGAGAUCGGCCAUGAACAGACUUGUGCGACACCUCUGUUCAGUGACAGCAAGGCAGCCAUUGCCAUGGCACGCAAUGCAGUUCUUCAUGGGUUGAACAAGCACAUGAGGAUCAAGUGGCAUUGGCUGUGGAAGGAGGUGAAGCUUGGGACACUGGAUCCGAUCUACGUGAAAACUCAGCAACAGCCAGCCGACUUCCUUACCAAGCGGCUAGCUGAAGAGCCACACUGGCGCUGUGCGAGGAUGGCGGGAAUGUCCUUGAACUAGAGACGGCGAAACAAGCCGACAGUCUGAGGGGGAGUGUGUUGGUGCAUAUUCGUUUGCACGUCAUCCUGUCGUCUGUUCGCAUCAUUUCGUUGCAUCUGUUUUGUGUGCUACAUUGUUUGUAUGGUUUGUUGGGUUUGCAUGUCUUUGCAUGUUCGUCUUGUGCUUGUGCAGAUGUGCUUGGAUUGUGCAUGACAUCGAGCACAUUCCAACGAGCCAAGAAUUGUUGGAAUCGGAGCACAUAUGAAGAAGUUACGAAGAAAUGUUUGAUGGAUUUGUUACAACUCAUUGGAAGUCCUUGUCAGCUGCUACACCAAAGUUGGAGAGCCCUAUAACGAGGAGGGACCAGCAUGUGUGGGACUUUUGUCCCCACCCUGCAGCUGCAGCAUUUGGGGUUUGGAGGCCAACCUGGUACAGUGUGAAUUUUGUCUUGCCAGGCUGGCUGAACCUGAGGAUGGGGAGUCAAGACUUUGACUCUUGUCAUGUUCUUGACCAUGGGCCUCCAGGGUCCUUCCCUUUCAUCCUUCCCUUCCAUCCCUACCUUCCAACUGUGCUUCAAUGCCUUUUCUAUCAUGCCUCUGAACUUGUAAGCUUCAAUUAUUGUGACUCUGAGGAUUGUCAAC